AUGUAAAAUAAAGACGUCUCAAGUAAACUUUAUGUCAUUUAUCAUGACCCUUGUCUAGAUGGAAUUUAUUCUUUAACUGGACUUGUUUUACCCAUUCUUGUUAAAAUCAAAAAAGAUAACUGGACUAUUUAAUAAUAUCUUUAAUUACUCAAAUAACAACUCACUAAAAUAUCUAAAGAAAUACAAACAAUCUAAUAAUUUAAACAAGAAAUCCUUUAUUAAGAUGAACCUAUUGAAAAUUAAAAUAUGGGUUUCUUCUAUCCUACUAUUUAAGAUUUAUGCUAUAUGCCUAUAAGAUUAAGUGAAGAUUCUAAUGAAGUUUAGAAAAUCAUCAAAUUUUUAAAUGAAGAUUCCAAAUCUUCCAUUUUAAUUAUUGUUGAUUAUUUUGGAAGAACAUGGGAAAAUCUAUUAUUGCUAACUUAAAAAUUUUAAUAUGUGAUUGUUAUUGAUCAUCAUUAAACAUGUGUUAAUUCCAUUCCAGAUUAUAAAGCUGAUAAAUAUUAAGUCUUAAAUAAAGUCUCAGGAAUUGAAAAUCUAUUUAUGUUAGUAAGUAUAGAUAAGGCUGCAUGUUUAUUAGUUUAAGAUUUUCAUGAAUAAAUAUUUUAAACUAAAUAUACAUCAUUACUUCCUCCAAAUAUAGGAACUAAAUUUACAUUAUUUACUAAAUAUAUUUCAGAUAAUGACUUAUUUGUUUUAUAAUAUCCUGAAACAGAACCUUUAUAAAUGGCAAUAAUGAGAAGAAGAUUAUAAUUUGACGUUCGUUAGAAUCCAGCAAUCUUUUAUAAAUUGUUAGAAUUCGACUUUGAAUUUUUAAUAAAAGAAGGAAAAUAAUUAGCAAUAUAAAGAAAUAAAAAAGUUGAAAGUUUAGUUAAGAAUCGUAAAACUGUAGUAUUUGGAAAAGAUGCAGUAGGUUAUGCACUAUAUUGUGAUGAUUUGAGUAUUAUGAAUCCUUUAGGUAAUGCAUUAGGUAUCUUGGCUAUGAGAUCUGGUGAUUAAAAUUUAGGUGCUGUUUAUCAUGAUGAUAAAACUAACUCAACUUAAUAUAAAAUUCAUUUGAGAUCAGCUCAUCAUGAUGAAAAUGGAGUUUUACUUAAUAGAUUUAGAUGUGAUGUUUUAGCAGAAUCAUUUGGUGGAGGAGGUCAUGUUGGUGCUGCAUCUCUUUAUAUGAAAAAAAAAGAAUGGAAAAAAUUAAUGUUUGAAUGA
Molecule: messenger RNA, 1203 nt
Organism: Paramecium sonneborni
Lineage: Eukaryota; Ciliophora; Oligohymenophorea; Peniculida; Parameciidae
Source: the annotation of a GenBank genome assembly